GACGGCGCGCGCUGGCGGCGCUUCCUGUUUGCGGCCGCUGCCGUUUGUCCCGGCGGGAGCCGCAGGAGGGGACAGGACGGGCGGGAGCAGCGGCCGCGCUGAGGAGCCACCGGCGGGACUUGAAACACUCAGCUGUUGUUACCAAGACAACUCCUGAAACAUGGUGGAUUACUAUGAAGUUCUGGGAGUGCAGAAGCAUGCCUCAGCAGAGGAUAUCAAAAAAGCGUACCGUAAAUUGGCACUAAAAUGGCACCCCGAUAAAAAUCCAGACAAUAAAGAGGAAGCGGAACAGCAAUUUAAGCAAGUAGCUGAGGCCUAUGAAGUUUUGUCAGAUGCUAAAAAACGUGACAUCUAUGACAGAUAUGGAAAAGAAGGCCUAAUAAAUGGAGGUGGAGGUGGAAAAUAUCAUGAUAAUCCAUUUGAUUUUGGAUUUACAUUCCGCAACCCAGAAGAUGUCUUUAGGGAGUUUUUUGGUGGAAGGGACCCCUUUUCAUUUGAAUUCUUUGAAGACCCUUUCGAGGACUUCUUUGGUGGCAGGCGGGGUCCAAGAGGAAGCAGAAACAGAGGUGGUGGAUCAUUUUUCACUGCCUUUGGUGGAUUCCCUGCUUUUGGAAGUGGUUUUUCUCCAUUUGACACAGGUUUUACUUCAUUUGGCUCACUGGGACAUGGAGGCCUUACUUCAUCGUUCUCCUCUACGUCAUUUGGUGGCAGUGGGAUGGGAAACUUCAAAUCAGUAUCAACCUCAACAAAAAUAGUUAAUGGCAGAAAAAUUACUACAAAGAGGAUUUUUGAGAAUGGACAAGAGAGAGUAGAAGUUGAAGAAGAUGGCCAGUUAAGGUCGCUAACAAUAAAUGGAGAGGCAGAUGAAGAAGCCUUUGCCGAGGAGUGCCGGCGGAGAGGACAACACUCGCUGCCUUUCCAGCAGACCACCCCUCGGCUGCUGAAGCCUCACAAGGCUGCCAGCUCCCCCCGCAUCGCCUGCCAUUACAAUAGCGAUGAGGCAGAAGAACAAGACAGAAGCCGGGUCACGAGCAGCUUCGAGGCCCCUGUUUAUUUAUCAGGUGUGCACAAGCAUGUUGGUGAGAAAAGUGCAGAGAAGGGCCCAUCACGUAGUCAAAAGCCAAACCUAAAAAGGCACGCAAAAAGAUUGUGCUGUGUGUUGACUUAAUGUUAGCUCCCUGGCUAGAUAAUAAACAGCAGCUUGUUUGACUUCAUCCUGCUUUAGCUCUGAUCUUCCAUUUAGCCUAGAUUCACUAACGCCCUGGGAUAUUUAAGGAUCCAGGGCAGAUAUUGUUGUGCUGCUGAAGUGCCUCUGCUCUUUGUUGUUAAAAGUGAAGGCAUUUUAGAGGUUAACUCAUCACAGUACUUUGCACAUUCAUUUACUUAAAUUGUGCUUGGCUUCCUUGUCCAAAGAGAAGUUYGGCAAGUUGAUACUAUUUCUGGAAGCUGCAAUUUUAGGCAACUAAAUCCUAAUAGAGAAGGCUGAGACCAUUCAGGCAAACGUGGCAASGUGGCAAUUGUCAAUUUGGUUAUUUUUGGAAGUAAUUAGUCCUUUGAUAUAUUCCCAGUCUGUAAUUUUUUGGCAAUGUAGUCCAGAGGCUAUCUUGGACAACAAAGUUCUCAUGACUACUUGAUUUAAUUGGAACCURUGGUCAGAGAUCAUCCAGGACUUCAAGGUCAGGUUCUUCUGAUUCAUAUAAGAUGCCUUUCCAGCUGGAUGCCCAAAGCAAGGAUCCUUCUCUGUAGUGUAAAGUCAGGUGAAGUGCUGGGAAGUGUGAGCCUGUGAGGCUUCUCAGGGUAAAUAGAGCUCAUGAAAAAUAUUCACUGUACCCCAAAACAGGUGCUUAUGUACUGCCAGUGCUGUACCAACUUCCACUGUGUUUGUGUGCCUUUAAACGUAACACUGUCUUUUGUGUGGAACACCUGAAGAUAUCAUGAAGGAGGACAUUGAAAAAAUAGAAUAAUUUAGAUGUAUGUCACCCUGAUCAGGUGCUGGAAGCUUUGUGUCUUUAAAGAUGACCAA
This is a messenger RNA of Malurus melanocephalus (red-backed fairy wren), 2023 nucleotides long. RefSeq names its product DnaJ heat shock protein family (Hsp40) member B6 (gene DNAJB6). Gene Ontology annotation, cellular component: endoplasmic reticulum membrane; cytosol. The record is from RefSeq and is a predicted model, not a curated record. Lineage: Eukaryota; Metazoa; Chordata; Aves; Passeriformes; Maluridae. Bases 161 to 1168 code for a protein of 335 amino acids. Gene Ontology annotation, molecular function: Hsp70 protein binding; ATPase activator activity. The transcript is spliced from 9 exons. Gene Ontology annotation, biological process: protein refolding; positive regulation of proteasomal ubiquitin-dependent protein catabolic process.